UGUUUCAGAGAUUAUUAUUUCUUCAUUGGCUCAGAUUGGGGUCUGAUUUUAAUGACAUCACACUUACACAUUUAUCCUUGAUUCACAAUUUUAUUUCACAUUUUGCAUUGAUUUAUCUAUGAUGUUUCUGGAUAUUCCCUAAAACUGAAUACAGACCAACAUGAUUUGUUUUCAACUUUUUGCACAGCUGAGUAUUUCCGGAAGUCAAAUGUGUGAAAUUGAUUUUACUGUCUGCCCACUUGUGUGGGUGUCAGCAUCUGUGUUUUGCAGAAGAUGCCCAUGUGCCAGGAAGAAAAGUUUGCUUUCCCUGCCAUUCUUUAGACUGUGAAAUUCAGUGAAAGAUGAAUCAUUAAUAUGAUCUAAUUUCAUAUGAACUGUGCAUGUGUUUGCCCGACAAACUAUAGAAACCUGCUUUAGCCAAUCAGAGGAGGCUCUGCUGCGUAUAUAGGGAGUGUUUGAGUCGAUGAGACUUGUAAUACUGUACAGCAGAAGACACGCUUUGAAGAAGUUUACUUAGACGAUCUGCAGAUCAGGUGAGAUGGGUUUUUAUUACUGAUUAUGAUCUGUUAUUGUCAUGUAAUAUUGCUUAACCAAAGCUACACAGUCAUAGAAAGUGACAUUAUCUUAUGUUUCAUCUUAACCUCAACAUGGUACUAGUAGCUUUUGAAUAAUACUUAUGACUUUAUAUUUAGUGAUUAAAUGGUCACAUUCAUAAAUGCAUUUGAAUCUUAAGUGAUUUUUAAAAACAGAAAACUGUAAACCUAACUUGUAAAACUAGUUACAGCAUGUAAAAAGUGCUGAAUACCAUAUGGCAAAAAAAUAUAUAUAUUUAAAUAUGGCCAAAAAUAUAUCGGCUGAAUGUGUGUUUACAAAUAUAUUUUUCACCAAAAUAUUUAUUUGUAUAUUUUAAAAUAUAUUUUUUUAUGUUUAGCCCUCCAUAUAUUUCAAACCAAGGAAAUAUAUUCACGUCACAUUCGAAGAAAGGCUUUGUUUUUUUACAAAAUAAUAGGUUUGAAUACGUUAAAAUUAAAUAUAUCUUCAACUUCAAAAUAAUGAACUUGUAUUUAAAAUAUAUUUCUUGCCAUGUGGAUUGUAAAAUUAGAAAUAUAUUUGCUUGCCCUUGAAGUGAAAUAUAUGUUGAUAUAUGAAGGUUAAAACUAAAUAUAUUUUCAAAUUCAAAAAUAUAUUUAAUUAGGCUUAACUUUCUAAAAACUAUUUUUAGCAUAUAUUUAAAAUAUAUUUUUGGCCAGAGAAAUGUAUAUUUUGCUGUAUGUGAUGAGUGUUUCCUUAUUUCAAGAAGUUAAGCUAAUAUGCUGAUUUUGAAACAACUUUCUCGUGUCUUUUGUCAAUUACUCAUUAAUGCUUUGUUAUUUGAUUCAGGAAAUAUAAAAUCAAUCAUCUGACACGCACGGUGAAAGAAAAAGAGAUACUGAGAAAAAUGCCCAAAUACUGCAUGUUGUGUUUGAUUCUUGCUUUGACAGCCCUCACAGUUUGUAAAGCUCGUCACAAGCGACACCUCAAAAAAUCAGAUGAAUCUGUUUCUUGCUUCGAUGGAGACGGACGGCUCUACCGGGGCUCUUUAUCUGAGACUGCGAGCGGGCAAACGUGUUUGAGGUGGAAUUCAAAACUCUUGCAUGAAAUCAAAGAUUACAGCAGAAAACACGACCUGGGAUCACACAACCACUGCAGAAACCCAGACAACAGCUCCAGACCCUGGUGUUAUGUACGGACACCGUUUGGGAUUAGUAGAGAAGACUGUGAUAUUCCCCGCUGUCCAAACCACGGUUGGCAGUGCGGCCUGAGGGAGGAGCGCCACAUGAAGGUGGUGGGCGGAGGUUUGAGCACGGUACAGAGACACCCCUGGAUGGCGAUGAUCUUGAUGAAGAGAUCUGAGGUUGAAAGUUUAAAGUGUGGAGGGAGUCUUAUCUCACCCUGCUGGGUCCUAACAGCUACACACUGCUUUUCUAAUGGUCCCUCAACGAAUCUCAGUACACUCUCAGUAUAUUUGGGGAAGAAUGCGGUAAAUGAGACAGACCUGCAGAGAGAGCAGAAGUUCAGAGUCUCUGAGCUGAUCAUCCAUGAAAAUUUUGACAACACAGACGGCAACUACAAAAAUGACAUCGCAUUAUUGAAGAUUCAAAGUUCGGAUGGUGGAUGUGCUAAAGAGUCCAGCUCAGUGAAGACGGUUUGCAUCCCUGAUCCUAAACGCUCGCCCAAGAACCAGAUGUCUUGUAACAUCACUGGAUAUGGCAGAGAGGAUCAAGGGUCGCCGUAUAAUUCUCAGUAUCUCAAAGAAGCAAAGGUCAAUGUAUUGUCACAUGAUCUAUGCUCCAGUAAAAUAUACUACGGUAACAAGAUCACAAAAAACAUGCUGUGUGCUGGAAGUGAAGACUGGAGUACUGACUCCUGUAGGGGAGACUCCGGUGGGCCGCUGGUGUGUGAUGUCAGCGGUCGUGCGUUUCAGUUCGGUGUGGUGAGUUGGGGUGAAGGAUGCUCUAAAAAGUUCCGUCCUGGUAUUUAUACAAAAGUGAGCAACUACUACAAAUGGAUCCUGAAGAAAACCGGCUUGUCUUCACUUUCACCCUCAUCUGAUAAAUUAUGAAAUAUAAAUGAACUGAUAUCACACACAUAUUUCAAUUUUUAGGCAGCUUUAAUCAAAACUAAACGAGACACGUAUAAAUUUGCCCAGUCCCUUUUACUGUUUUUCUCAAUUGCUUAAAGUAGCAUAAAAACUGAUACCUUUAUGUCAUUCCCAAACACACACAGAGAUUUCCCAUAACUGUAAAUGCAAUGAACCUGUUUCCACACAUGCAUCAAUAUUGAAAAUUCAUUCUGUAAAAAUAUACACAAAAGUGACCAAAUAAAUAAUUUGUUACAUUAUAAAUUUAAUAAGCAAACACAUGCUUUAAUAUAAUUAACUCAAGUCAGAAGCUAAACUCAAAAAGCACACCUUUCUCCAGGUGCAAAGACUUAAAAUCAAAAAUAAAGAGUCAAAAAAUAGGACCUGGUUUAAUGACCACCUCAGGUUCACCGUUCAUUUUUUGCCAGCAUCCGAUAAAAUUUUCUUUGCAUGGCGGUGGGGUUUAUGCAGGGUUAUAUUGUAUAAAGCACAAAAGGGCAUUUUUCUGACGCUGCCUGGCAAGAGCAUAAUGUGUAGUGUUGAUGAUAUAUUACUAUAUGGCCUGACACAGACUUGAGAUGCUGUUGCUGAGUAAACUGUACAUUUGAUUGUCUUUGUAAAUAAAGCGUUUAAAAAUUAAA
Messenger RNA from Misgurnus anguillicaudatus (oriental weatherfish), 3261 nucleotides. Lineage: Eukaryota; Metazoa; Chordata; Actinopteri; Cypriniformes; Cobitidae. The record is from RefSeq and is a predicted model, not a curated record.